Phaeodactylum tricornutum CCAP 1055/1 is the source of this 1695-nucleotide messenger RNA. RefSeq lists its product with no specific name. The record is from RefSeq and is a predicted model, not a curated record. Gene Ontology annotation, molecular function: oxidoreductase activity. The transcript has a single exon. Bases 167 to 1681 code for a protein of 504 amino acids. NCBI's taxonomy places the organism in Eukaryota, Bacillariophyta, Bacillariophyceae, Surirellales, Neidiaceae.
CGUUGUCAGAAAAUAGCCUACAGAAGGCCGAUGGACCGGUAUUUGGCCUUUCCACAUCAGUCAACAGGCCCAGGUAGGCUUUUCACCUUCGUUUCGCUCGGCAUUUUUCCAAACACCCUUCCAAGCGCAGAUAGUGUUGGACUCUCUCUAGCCGACACAGACCAACAUGAAGGGGGAGACGAUCUACGACGUUUGUAUUGUUGGAGCAGGGCCUGCCGGACUGGCUUGUUUGUCGGCUGUCCAGGAGCCCUUUACUCUGGAUACUUUGAGCGACGAUCAAGUGCACCGAGCGUUGCGGGCCUUACCCGCAAAGAAAACCGCGCAUCGCCGAGUUUGCGUGGUUGAUCCAAAUCCAACAUUUAUGUGUGGUUGGAAACGCCAAUUCGACGUGCUUCAGAUUAAGUUUCUCCGUUCUCCGGCACUGGCGCAUCCCGAUUUUUUUGACCAGAAUGCGCUGUUGGCUUACGCACGACAGCACGGUCGCGAAGACGAGCUUUUGGAAUCGGGUUGUGCUCGUCUGCGUUCAUUAUUGCCUUUGGGGCAAUCGCAGAUCGGUUUGUGGAAACUGCCGUCGACGCAACUGUUCCAAGACUUUUGUCGAGACCUGCUGCCCACUCUGCGUCACGAGUACCGGCAAGGAACGAUUGUUGACCUACAGUCUACGGAUGGCAAUAUGUUCUGCUUGACCACCGCUGUGGGGCAGCAGCUUCACGCCCGGACCGUGAUUCUGGCCAUGGGCGCGAUUGGCAAGCCCGUCAUACCUGCGGCUCUUCAGAAGGACAUUCCGCAGGUGCAUUCGUGGAUGGAGAUUGACCGUCUCGAAGCGCAAUGGGCGUCCAAAUUCUCGGUGGACAACGAAACCGUCAUGGUGGUGGGAGGAGGUUUAACCGCGGUGCAAGCGGCAUUGCGACUGGCACGCAUUCCGACGGGCGGUAGCCAACGUCGUCGUCGUGUGAUACUCAGCAGUCGCCGACCACUGGUGGAGCGGCACUUUGAUCUGGGAGUCGAAUGGUUCGAUCGACGGACGGCGACCAAGUGUGUCGCUGACUUUUAUCACCAGCCCGUAUCGGAACGGUUGGCACAAUUGCGAGAGAGUCGCGGAGGAGGAAGCGUGCCACCCAUUUACAUGGCCGAAUUGCGUAAGUGGGAACGACAGGGUCGGAUCGAAUGCGUGGUGGGCUCUAUCGAUUCCGCCGCAGCACAAAGUCAGGCGUCCGGAGACGCACGCGUCCAAGUCACGAUCGAGUCCCAGAAGUACCGGGUGGACGCCAUUGUGCUUGCAUGCGGCAAUCAACCCGAUUGUCUCGCACAUUCGCUGCUGCUGCGUCGUAUACAGGAACAGUGGCCGGUGCCCAUGCAGGGUGGCUUCCCGUGCGUAACGGAAGAUUUGCGAUGGAGCGCCGCUUGUUCCGGUUUGUACGUAGUGGGUGGCUUGGCGAGUCUGAACGUGGGACCCGACGCGUCCAAUUUGAUGGGCAUUCGACGAGCGGCGUCCAUUGUCUCGUACCACGCACUGGCGUGUCGUAGUUGGUUGCGUGAAGCUCAGUCACCGGUCCUGGCCAACCGAUUCCACGCACUGUGGUCGGACAGUGAGAGUGAGUGCGAGUUCGAAUGCACGUGUGAGAGUGGUGAUACCGACAGUGAAACCGACGAUUCCUGCAUGUUGUUGGUUCCUGCAUAGUAUGUGGAAUCACA